Auanema sp. JU1783 is the source of this 210-nucleotide messenger RNA. Lineage: Eukaryota; Metazoa; Nematoda; Chromadorea; Rhabditida; Rhabditidae. The record is from the annotation of a GenBank genome assembly.
AUGAGAUUUCCAACAACGAUCCUCACUCCAUCUGAAGCAGGAACGUCAAUCUUCUUUACUAAUGUCUCGGAUCAUGACAUCAAUAUCAAUACUCAUCAAGCAAUAGGUACAGCAGAAGUUACUAAAGACUAUUCAGAACUCGCUCCUGACACUCCAUUCGAUUCCUACUGUCUACCCGAAGCCAACUGGGAAGACAGACUGCCUUAUUGA